Otolemur garnettii (small-eared galago) is the source of this 5754-nucleotide messenger RNA. RefSeq names its product REST corepressor 1 (gene RCOR1). Lineage: Eukaryota; Metazoa; Chordata; Mammalia; Primates; Galagidae. Gene Ontology annotation, molecular function: transcription corepressor activity. The transcript has 12 exons. Gene Ontology annotation, biological process: negative regulation of DNA-templated transcription; regulation of transcription by RNA polymerase II. The record is from RefSeq and is a predicted model, not a curated record. Gene Ontology annotation, cellular component: transcription regulator complex; histone deacetylase complex.
GUGCGGGCGGCGAUGAGAGCGAAAGUUGCGCUGGGUUUGGCGUUGGGGGCUUGAAGCGGCUCCACGCUCCGACCGUCCGGGCCUCCCCCCGCGCCAACUUGCGCGCGUGGGCUCCGGCCGCGCUCGCUCAGCCCCGCGCCCACCCGCGCCCCCUCCCCUCGGCCCGGCGCCCCCUCCUCAGAAGCCGCGGGCCCCCGCCACUUUCUCCCGGCCCCGGCCCCCGUCGAUGCCGGCCAUGGUGGAGAAGGGCCCCGAGGUCUCAGGGAAGCGGAGAGGGAGGAACAACGCGGCCGCCUCAGCUGCUGCCGGCUCGGCCGCCGCCGGCUCGGCCGCCUCCGCCCCGGCCGCCCGCGCCUCCGCCCCGGCCGUCCCUGCCUCCGCCUCCGCCUCGGCCGCCGCCGCCCCCAAUAAUGGCCAGAAUAAAAGUUUGGUGGCGACUGCACCCAAUGGCAACAGCAGCAGCAACUCCUGGGAGGAAGGCAGCUCUGGCUCGUCCAGCGACGAGGAGCACGGUGGCGGCGGCAUGAGGGUCGGACCCCAGUACCAGGCGGUGGUGCCCGACUUUGACCCCGCCAAACUGGCAAGACGCAGUCAAGAACGGGACAAUCUUGGCAUGUUAGUCUGGUCGCCUAAUCAGAAUCUGUCAGAAGCAAAAUUGGAUGAAUACAUUGCCAUUGCCAAAGAGAAACAUGGCUACAACAUGGAACAGGCUCUUGGGAUGCUCUUUUGGCAUAAGCAUAAUAUUGAAAAAUCAUUGGCUGAUUUGCCCAACUUUACCCCCUUCCCCGAUGAGUGGACUGUGGAAGAUAAAGUCUUAUUUGAGCAAGCCUUUAGUUUUCAUGGGAAAACUUUUCAUAGAAUCCAACAAAUGCUUCCUGAUAAAUCUAUAGCAAGUCUAGUGAAAUUUUACUACUCUUGGAAGAAGACAAGGACUAAAACUAGUGUGAUGGAUCGCCAUGCUCGGAAACAAAAACGGGAGCGGGAGGAGAGUGAGGAUGAACUGGAAGAAACAAAUGGAAAUAACCCUAUUGACAUUGAGGUUGAUCAAAACAAGGAAAGCAAAAAGGAGGUACUUCCUACUGAGACAGUUCCUCAGGUCAAAAAAGAAAAACAUAGCACACAAGCUAAAAAUAGAGCAAAAAGGAAACCUCCGAAAGGAAUGUUUCUUUCUCAAGAAGAUGUGGAGGCUGUUUCUGCUAAUGCUACUGCGGCUACCACAGUGCUGAGACAACUAGACAUGGAAUUGGUUUCAAUCAAGCGACAGAUUCAGAAUAUUAAACAGACGAACAGUGCUCUCAAAGAAAAACUUGAUGGUGGAAUAGAACCGUAUCGACUUCCAGAGGUAGGAUUAUGUUAACAUCAUCUCAGAACCCAGGAGUUGGAGGUUGCUGUGAGCUCCAUCAGAAAAUAUGGCCGAGAUUUUCAGGCAAUCUCAGAUGUGAUUGGGAACAAAUCAGUAGUACAAGUGAAAAACUUUUUUGUAAAUUAUCGACGCCGCUUCAACAUAGAUGAAGUUUUACAAGAAUGGGAGGCAGAACAUGGUAAAGAAGAGACCAAUGGGCCCAGUAACCAGAAACCUGUGAAGUCCCCUGAUAAUUCUAUUAAGAUGGCUGAAGAGGAAGAUGAGGCUGCUUCUGUUCUUGACGUCAGAUAUGCAUCUGCCUCAUGAGAAACUCUGGUACCUUUGAACACUUGGUAUGGACUACUGUGUUAUCCAGGAUUUCAGGUAUUACGAGACAUCACCUAGCCAUCUGCAUCACAUCUCUGUGGACAAGCAGCUAUUACCAAAAAAGGCAUACACUUCCAGUCCUGUGCUAUACCUGCCUUAAUUCUUUGCUCGUUCCUCCAUUUUGGCACUACUUCCCAGAGAGCUCAGCUGUAUCUCUCACUAUAUCUGCCUAAGUGCUGGAGAACUGCAGGGCUGCACAACACCUGUAGCCCCAGGAGCCAAGGUCAGAGCCCUCAGAGCCCCAGCAAUGGCAGCUCUUCCCAUUUGACAGCUGCGGAACAGGGAGUCUGCUCAGAAGGCACCACUCUGCUCCUGCAUGGCCUGCGAUUUCUACUUUGUGUGUAAUUCUCAAAGUAACUGUGACCCUGUUGGCCUUCUAGAAAGUUCCUCAUGUUCUUUUCUGAGACAGCCACCUAAGUGAGAUCAUGCUUCUUUGGAAAUCAGAAUAUAUUAGCGGACUGUAUGGUGACCCUUAUCGUGCCAAGCGUCCUGAUGCAAGUCACAUUUUCUUAAAUGUAGGGUAUAAUUACGGUUUAUAAAUUUAGUUGGCUUACAUCCCUUCUCUCUCCCUUUCUAAGUGGUAAAAAUCUCAUUCACAGCAAUUGUUCCUGAACACUGUAGCUAAAAGGGAACAUGGACCUCAGCGCUUUUCUGCCUUCAACUUGCAGCAUUGUGAUCCUGGGGUGGAUGCCACCCCAUCCCUUCCUGACCACCUCCUCCCCCCACCACCACCCAACUCCAAGGGAUUCGGUCCAUAUCACUGUACCUGGUGCUUGUACAUUUGGAAUUGGUGCCUUCUCCUUUUGGCAACCGUGUUAUCAGUCCUUUUUCUGUUUUGGUGUCUUUCUUCUUUAAAGUUUAUUGCUAGCCAAAGAUGACAUCACUGAGAUUAGGAGACAGGGGAGCGCUUGCUGCAGAUUCUGACAGUGUAGAUUUAAAUGUCAAGUUAGCUCAAUAAAGGAUACUAGAGUAGCUGGUGAUGGUUUUAUAAAAGCUGCACAUUGCUCCCCAUUCUCUUACUGUGUCUGGCCUUUUGUAUGGCACUGCAAAUAUCCAUCUGUGUCCUUCAUGUAUGGAUGUGAUCACAUGAACACCUUCCCCUCUUAAUAUCAGAGUACAGGACAGAGAAGUGAUCAACGAACUGGUCUAGCUAGACCAAGAUAAAAAAAAUCUACAAAGCAGUAUAUAAUGCCUUUUAGUUGGACUGGGAACAAAUAAAUUUUUCUAAUGUUUCAAGACUUCCAGAAUCACUUUUGUUCUUUUACCAGACCGUGGACCUGCUAAGGGUUGCAGAGUACCUGUCAAACUGUGCUGUAGCAUACCCUGUGCCCACCCACGGCCAGUCAGACUGCACUAAAUAUGUUAAAGUAGCUAUUGUUGUUACUGUUGUUUGCAUCAUUUAAAUAUUAUUUUCUGCUUUCAAUACCAAAAAGAAAAAAAUGCCCAUGUGUUAAGGCACAAACAGAAUUUGUAAGAAUUUAAAAUAUGCAAUUAAAAUUUGAUGUAUUUUGAUUCCCAAGCACCUUGCCUUUUUUUUUUUUUUAAGUCAGCUGAUUUUCUUUUUAGAAAGAGAGCCAGCUAGAAACCUAGGCGUUUUGAAAUUGUACAUUCUUUUUUAGAACUCUGGAGAAAGGUCAUUCAAAAGGGGAGCACAAUGGGACUUUCCCAAUUUUGAUCACUAUGUCCCUACAGCAGGUGUCUGUCAAUCAAGCAGAAGCCCAUGCAAGGCAAUAUCAGAGGAGCCCCCACUUGCCACUCCUGCUGAAGACAGGGCAGCAUAUAACACUAGUAAGGAACACUGUUAUCAUAGCCUACUGUGUGAUCACAGGGUGGCAGAAAGAACGUGGGAAGGAGUCGCCUAAAUUUUGCACAUCACUGAAAGGGAUACUAAGGCGUGGACUGCAGCUUUGAGUUCUCCUUGCUUCCCUCCAGACCUCCUUCCUAUUAAGAGAAGCAGUGGGCAGUGGUUGCAGUGGGUUUCCCACUCUGCCUAGAGAUCUGUUUCUCUUUACACCCAGGCUAUUUUCCUUAAAAAUUGAUCCCUCCUUGCAAUGCUUAGAAGCUUGGUACCAAUUCUUAUGUAGCAAGGCAAGGAGGUGAGCAGUGCCAGACACUCAUCUGUAUUCUGCACUGCCCCCUCACUCAGCUCUUGGUACUGGGUGAUGGUCUCCAGCCCUGAGAAGUCACUGUGCUGGUCACUUGUGAUCACAGCAGCUAAAUUUGGCUUUCUCCCCCAGGGAAGGGGCAUGUCAUUUUCAUUUGACAGAGGGAAAAAAGGGUAGUUGUCUUUGCCUGACUGCCUUCGUUGUAGUUCAUGCAUAAGAUAGCGUGUGUUUUAAACUUUUCAUUACACUGUCUUUGCAAUGAUGUAAAUGCAAGAAAUCACCUAGCUUUAAAAGCUAAGUGGUUUGAUCUUAUUUAUGUGAAGACUCUUUAACAUAUCAAGAAUUAGGUGCAUUGGCAGGUAGCAUUUGGGAUGUGAUGACUGCUUCAGAUGGAAUGUUCACUGAAGCUUUGUCUUCUUAAAAAUUAUCAAUGUGAAUGUCAUAAUUUUAUAUAUUUUUGUGGAAAAUUUCUCCUAAGUAUAAGUUAUUGUGCAAAAUAUAGUAUCAUUGACACAAAUAAUAGUUUAACUUUUAGUUUAGAAAUUCUAAAAGAUAUAAAUUGUAUUGCAUAUGCAUUAAAAGUUUGUUCUAUUUAAUUUUAUAUAGAUGUGUAAAAUGUUAGGUAAAAUUUUUUUUCACUUAUCCAUUUAAACACCUUGUUACUUGAAUAUUGUGUUAACUGGUCUGUGACAAUGAUCAGUUCUGUAAUAUAGCUCUUUUAACCAGGAAGUGACCAUGCCUCAGUUGUGCUGGUUAGGUUAGUAUGACAUAGUCGGUGCGGGUGUUGGCAGGAGCCAGAUGUUAGUGUAACGCACCCACUGAAUUGUCAUGGUGUAGAGUAUUGGUCAAGACACUGCUUCCUCAAAAUGGUUUUUGAUAGUUUCAAACCUAUAAGAUCCUUUGAUGCUCAUAAACCUCUAACUGAAAAAAUGGAAAAAGUAGUUGGGUUUUAAAAGCUUACUGUGGUGGACUAAUUAAGCAUUUGCUUUCUGUUCAUAUAAAGUUUCCUCAGAUAUUACACACCACUCUAAGUGUGCUCAUUGUCACUUUAAAUUUUAAUUAUACCCUAUUUUUGUCUUUCUAAAUAUCAGAUGUACUAUUGGAAUAAUUGCACACCAAAAAUAAGCCAAACAGUGCAUUACACUGACAGGAUUCCUGCUUUUAUGUGAGCAAUGUAAAGAUGGAGCCAACUCAAAUGAGAGCCUCUUUUUUUCUCUCUUGUCUAGGCCUGUUUCUUAAGCUAAAGACCCAGGAUUUAAGCUUUUAAUAUCAAGUGAAACUUUGCCUCAGAUUGACUCAAAGUAGUUAGGUCAUCAAAAUCUAGUGGUCUUGUGCAAUGCCGUUUCUGCCACUCCCUGGAUCUCUGCAGCUUUUCCUAAUUGUAGUAAAGCACAAUUGCAGUGACGUCGCAAUUCAGAAGAAGGAAGGUCAGCAUAGCCUAUGCAUGUUGUGUAAUCAUGAGUGUUUACAGCCACCUUCUCCUAAAAUGAAAAUUUAUACUGGGGUGGGUAGUAUUCCAUUAUGUAGACUUAUUGACUUUGCUAAGUGCUUUUUAGACUGCUAAAAAAUUUUUCAAGUAUUUUAAAAGAUGUAUAAGGUUAAGUUUGCAAAUAUAAUGGAAAUGCUGUAUAUCUUUUGAAGUGAUAAAAUCCAUGUUGGAAUUUUAAAGAGAAUAUGUUGUAAUAAUGCUGUUGUAAGUAAUAUUUUAAUGUCUCUCUUUGCCUGUUUUCUAUUUCAGCACAUCAUUGUGGUGAAUGUUCAUAGCAUUAUAACUGCUUAGCCAUUGAAUGAUAACAUUUGUUAGUGGAAAUUGGAAAAUUUAUUUGUGAAAUUCUGCAGAAUUCAUUUUUCUAUUUCCAAUAUUUGCUGAAGUUAAAUAAAAAUUUUCAAGCCAUUGAUGUAAUAAAAUACGAAACAAAA